This is a messenger RNA of Phytophthora infestans T30-4, 1710 nucleotides long. RefSeq lists its product as uncharacterized. The transcript has 4 exons. The record is from RefSeq and is a predicted model, not a curated record. Lineage: Eukaryota; Oomycota; Peronosporomycetes; Peronosporales; Peronosporaceae. Bases 1 to 1710 code for a protein of 569 amino acids.
AUGGGUGGCGAGGCCGGGUGCGUUUUCGACGGGGAAUCAUCUGGGCAGGAGACCCCCGUGGGUUUCCGCGAUUCACCAGGUCAAUGGUACACAGCCAAUCACCGCAAGCGCGCCGCGUUAUCACAGCUGGAGGGAGACCCAACGCAACGGGAAAGCCAAGCGAUCCAGGUAGCAACGGAAGCUGUUACGCAACCUAUUGAGGGUCUGGCGCCUGUGUUCGUCGCCGCUACGCCCUCUCAGGAUGAGAUCCACGAUGAAGGCGAAGUGGACGAGGAAGAGACGCAGAUCCGGAUGACAAAUUCCGAGGAUCAAGACGAAGCACCCAAGCCAGAACGAAAAAUCUUUGAGGAGACAGUGCCAUUGCCGAUAGCAUCGGCAGCAAGCGGAACUUUUGACGACGCUAGAAUGGGGGACAGUGAUGACGAUGCCGACUCGGACAUGUCGGACGACAUGCUGGAACAAGACGGUUCUGUUGCCGGGCUCUCCUCCAUCGCUGCUUCCUUUCAGCAGCGAGUGAAAGAAGCAGAAGCUGUGGAAAAGAGAGUCUACAAGCCUCGCGCUCCGUUUCGAACAUCUCCAGCUCUUCCAACUCGCGAUGAAGGUGACAGCAGUGGUGGCGAGACAGAGAUCGAAGGUGAGCCAAAGGAGGAGUCGCCGAUGAAGAGCCAGACAGCAAAUGAGAAGAAGCAAUUAUUAUUUAAGGACAGCUUAACACCGCGGCUUACGAAGAGUGCAAGCAACUCAAAGUCGACUACAAAAGAGGGUUCUCCUAUUGCGGACACAAAAAGUAUACGACGGUCGCUUUCGACACCAGACAACACACAAAGCCCAACCUUACGGCGUCAUAACUCCAAGCGUGAACACAGAGAUUCCUCGGACGUUAGUGACUCGAGGACUAAGCGAUCCAAGCGCAGUGAGGAGGCUGAGUCAGUCCCUGACCUGGUGACUCCGUCCGAGAAACAAAACGCAUCGGCGAAAAACGGCGACGAUGUUGAACACGAUCAAUCUACUGCACGUCGACCUAGCUCUGACGAGCUGUCCACUGAAGUCGAGCUGGUUGAAGAGGAUCCGCCAGCGUUGGCGCGGUCCAAGGUGCGCUCGCAGCCCUCAAAUCGUGGCAGGAAGCGAGCUAUAAACAGCCAGUCGAUUACUGAAAGUGAGCCUGCUGGAUCACAAGCUGAGGUUGGAUCUAUCCGUAUCGUUCUGACGGGACUGGAGCCCACCGCUGCUGUCCGAAAGAAGAUCAAGGCGAUCGCCGGCGCUGUCUACGAGAGCGACGUCACGAAAGCCACGCAUGUUAUUGCUCCUCAGCUGAAGCGCACGGUGAAAUUGCUGUGUGGUAUUUCGUGCUGUAAACACAUUCUGGGUCAACGCUGGCUAGACGAGUCGGCGCGGUUUGGCGCAGCGGUCGAUGAACAAGCGAACUGCCUUCGAGACAAGGAGGCGGAAGGCAAGUGGCACUUCGAUCUGAGUAACACAAUGUAUGGUGUGUCAACUGAGCAGCGCCAGCGUCUAUUCGCUAACUACAACGUCUUUAUUACCAACCACAAGUCCGUCCUACCGCCAGUAAAAGACCUGGUGAAGAUCGUGGAAUGCGCAGGAGGCAAGGCGUUAUCCAAAGGAAAGCCUGGAGUUAAUGAUCUAGUGAUCACUAGUGAGGCAGCGCUGGCCGUGGCGACGGUGCGCAAGCAGCUUGCAACAACACGUUGA